This is a messenger RNA of Zychaea mexicana, 1157 nucleotides long. Its product is annotated as VPS4-associated protein 1. The record is from RefSeq and is a predicted model, not a curated record. Gene Ontology annotation, biological process: vacuolar transport. The transcript has 2 exons. Gene Ontology annotation, cellular component: endosome. The coding region runs from base 162 to 800 and encodes 212 amino acids. Lineage: Eukaryota; Fungi; Mucoromycota; Mucoromycetes; Mucorales; Lichtheimiaceae.
CUAUUACCAGUUUAUUCAGAGUUGAGAAGAAUAUGGACCCUCUCGCUGGGAAAUAAAGUGUGGAUUCCAAUCAAACAUACCGCAAUCGAUCUGCAUUGCACGCAGCGCCUAGCACCUGACCGAUUUUUCAACUUCAGAACGGCUGUGUUUUCUUCAUUUCUAUGAGCCAGCGAAUUCAAAACCUCUACAUUGCAAGAUUAACGACAAACGAGCGACCGUGCUAUAUAUGUAGCAAAUUCACAGCAGUCGUAUUGACAUUGGCAGACAACAGUAAUCUCGACUGGUUUUACAUCUGUCGGUCGCAUUUAGGCGAUACCAACUUUUGCACUCGUGUCGGUGGGUCGAGUGGGACAAAAUCGGCUCCGUCUAGCCCAAGGGCAAAGAAACGCUUCGAGGACCGUCCUCCAGAAAGUGACAGUGUCUCAGACCUGGUGGCCAGCAUAGGCUCGGCAUGGAAUUCAUGGCGGAAAAAGCCUUCGCAGGACGAUGACGAUAAAACUAGCAAGGACAAGAAGGAUGGCGAGGACGGGGAUAAAAGAAAAAGUGACGAUGGUGACAAGAAAGAUGCAAAGGAGAAACAAGACAAUGAAGACAAGCAAAAAGGGGAAGAUCAUAAGGAUGACAAGACGGAAGAGCCCACCACGCCGAAAUCGCCGCAACAGCCCGUGCGUUUUGUGCUAAACAGGGACUAUUUCUAUAUGCGACAACGGGAAUACACUCGCAAGAUUCAGAAGAAAGAAGCAACCGACAAAUUGAAGGAUUUGGAGUUUCCAGAAGUACCCAAAACUCAACCAAAAUAAACAAAAUUAAUGCUUGGCCUUUGUUGACAAAACAAAAGAAUUUGUGUAAAUGGGUUGGUUAUUUAGUUCGUUGGCUCGUCACCAUAACACGUCCCUAUGGUGAUAACUAUGGCACUAUAGCACCAAUCUGCUACAAACCAUUGACUGUAAUGGAUUUUACAAAGCCUUUACUAUCCAAAAGCAUUUUCUAUCAGAUGGAAGAGUUAUCUGCUGUAAGCAUUGCAAUUGUUCGCACCCACUUAAUGCAAUCUGGUAGGUCUGCCGGCUGUGUGACUAUGUCUGAAAUUUACUGGCGCCCGCGGGGAGGGGAUAUUCCCUGUUGGCCAAUCCGCGAAAUCAAGAUUCCCCCUCUUUGUA